Molecule: messenger RNA, 1657 nt
Organism: Mugil cephalus (flathead mullet)
Lineage: Eukaryota; Metazoa; Chordata; Actinopteri; Mugiliformes; Mugilidae
Product: V-set and immunoglobulin domain-containing protein 1-like
Exons: 7
Coding region: 106-1026 (306 amino acids)
Biological process (GO): maintenance of gastrointestinal epithelium; epithelial cell morphogenesis
Cellular component (GO): plasma membrane
Source: RefSeq, a predicted model, not a curated record
UUACUAAGAAUACUGUAACCUUGCCCGCAAAACUGUAAUGCAUUUAUCAGUGGUGGCACUGCAAAGUGGAAAGCUCAUUUCUUAAGAGGCUCCGUAGUUGUGAAGAUGUGCUCAAAUCUACCCUUGUUGGUGCUUCUAAGCAUAAUAGGAUGCGUCGAACUGAUCAAAGUCACGACCCCCGUGAAAAAUGUCAAUGUUACGGUGGGCGAAAGUAUCCUGCUCCAGUGUAUGUAUGAAUCUACUGAGGCCUCAACUGGCGGCCUUAACCUCCAAUGGGAUUUUGUUUCAUCGUCCUCUGCGAAUUCAGUUCAGAUCUACUACUAUCAGUCGGGAAAGGUUGUCAUCGCAGAUUCCUACAGGAGUAGGAUUCAGCCUCCCUCUUCUCCUGCCACCACCACCAACGUCUCACUGUUAAUAAGCAACAUGCAGCCAUCGGAUACAGGAUUCUACACUUGUGAAGUUCACAACUUCCCUGACGUGCAGGGACAGUCUCAGGUCACUAUCAAUGUGCUUGUCCUUGAGAAGCCCUCUACUCCUUACUGCGCCGUCCACGGUGAUAUAGAAUCAGGUCACCUGGUCACUCUCACCUGCCACAGUGAGCGCGGGAGCCCGCACCCGAUGUACACUUGGACCAGACUGAAUCAGGCUAAGACAAGGAGUCAAAGAGUAGGGAACAUGAAUGGAGUGCUGGUUAUCAGAAAUAUUUCCCAGUUUGAGUUCGGGGAGUACCAGUGCAACGCUACCAAUGCAGUGGGAUACGCAACUUGCGCCAUUGAACUGAGUCCUGAAGUGGGAGAUGGAGUUAUUGCUGGCGCAGUGAUUGGAGCAUUGCUCGGCUGUGUGCUGAUCAUCCUGGUAGUGUGGUUCAUUGCUCACUCGGCGAAGAAGCAAAAAUACAGAGCUGUGAAAGCACAGGAGACCGAGAUGAAGAGGAGCUCUCCUCAGGCCAAUGAGACCCCAGAUAGCGUUCCCCUGGCAACCGUAGCAGGCCAGCCCCACGCUGACGGAGAAGAGCCGCAGGCCUAAAAAGGGCCUGCAGAAAACAACAGGAUCAGCGUCACUCAUCUGAAUAACAGGAAGUCUGGGAUGUUCAGUCUUUAACGUGCAUCAGUCUCACAUUCAGUCCGUAUUAUGAUGCUCAUUUUCUCAUUUGAAGUUGUUUUGUUUCUAUGAUUCAGUCAUCUUUUUCACUCAAACCUUUGAUGCAGUGCCUAGUAAUCGACAAUCAAUGCAUGCUCAUGACCUAAUCAUACUUAUAUACUGUGUAUUUAUACUGUAUAUUUACAAUAUUUGAAUGCACUGUUUGUAUCAUGACAUAGACAUAAUGACUGUGCACCAUACAAAUACUCUUUGUGCAAAUGGCUGCAAAUACUGAGGGUUGGAGCAAUAAGCUCAAAGUAUGAUUAAGGUUUUUAUGGUUACUUUUUGAAUUAAAAAAAAAAAACAAUAAUGAGACUUGUUUGUUUCGCGCAAUGUUUGUGAAUAACUGCAGAACAUUUUUCCAAUGAGAGCAAAUUUACAGAUCAUGAUAAAAUAAUGUCUAUGUCUAAGACUCUGAGAUUUUGCAUUAGAACUUUAUACUGUUUUUACACGUGCUGUUGACUAAUGCACCAGUUUAAACUAAAAGACAUGUGUCUCGUCAGAUUAUUCAGAUUUU